AUGCCCAAGCCUCCACGGAUAGAAAUGCACGGUGUGGAAGUGCAGCUCCUUUGCAAUGGCAUGGUGCCGCUUGUUAGUAUGGAGACGUCGUCUCCUUUUCAUGGCUGCGCUUCGUCAAUGUUGCAAGCAGCAGUGGACAGCUUUGCCAAGGUUGAUGGCCUCUACCAGCACUGCUCCGAUGAGCGGAUCGCGAGGGACCUCGAUCGCAGUUUGGGCUUGCGCCUUUCGGACUACAUGCUGGCUCAGGUGAAGAACUUCCAGGAUGUCCGAGGUGCUGGACUGACCAAGCGGUCACUGCUGCUGGCAUUGGUGCUAGGCAGCUUGGAUAAACAGUUCCGCCACUUUGUACGCCACAGCAUGGCAGAGAAGUUUGAAACGUUGCAGCAUGUUGCAGCCUUCGACAUAGACUUUCAGACUUUGAGGCUUUGCAAGUUCCUAGUUCGAGCCAUGAGGCGUCAGCCAGGUCUAGCGGGCCUAAUGCGUGGACAGGCUCAGCAAAAUGCGCUCAGUGCGGUAGGAGAGCGGAUCGAGGCCGACAAAAGCCAGCAAGCCCAAGUGUUGCUGCAAAACCUUCAGCAGUCCUUGCGGGACUUUGCGUCUCGCCACCGCGACCGCAUCAACUCAGACCCGCAGUUCCGCAAGUCUUUCUGCGAAAUGUGCAUUGCUGCUGGCGUCGAUCCGUUAGCAAGCAGCAAGGGUCUCUGGGAUGAGCUGUUGGGAGUGGGACAGUUCUACAACGAUCUCGCCGUGCAAGUGUUGACGCUUUGUCUCACAAGCCGGGAUGAGAAUGGUGGCUUGUUGGAUUUGAAGCAGUGCCUCACGACGCUCAGACGCUCUCGACGGGGUGAUCUUGGCAUGGAGGAUAUUGAUCGCGCCGUGGACUGCUUGGCACAGCUGGGGCCUGGAGUGUCCAUCCGCAUCUGUGGAAAGCACCGCUUGAUCUGCUCGGUUCCGGAGGAGCUGAGCGACGACCCAGCUCAGGCCUUGGAUGUUGCAGCCCGACAAGGUGGGAAGGUUUGUGCAGAGGAUUUGGUGAAAAAUGGCUGGAGUUCGGAACGGGCUGAGAGCGCCCUGCGACACUGCAUUCGUGAGGGCCUCUGCUGGAUUGACACCCAGGAUGACCAAGUGCCCAUGUGGUGCUGGUUUCCAAGCAUCGCCUUAGUCGAGAUGGACAAAGCCACAAUCGACCCCUGUCUGGGCUUGACAAGCACGGUGAAGACCAAGACGUUGUGGACAGCCUUGCACGAGUUUGACCCGGAAGUGGCCAACAAGUUCGACGAACUGCUUAGUGCGUGUUGGGAAGCCACGCAGAACAACCAGAAGCAAGACAGUUGGUGGAAUUCUGGUGGUGGGUACAACGGAAACUCAGGCAAUCUCGGCUACGGAAACGACGAUGACUGGGGAACGUGGAAAGACCGAAGUCGCUCCAAUCCGCGGCCAAAGGCGCGGGGAGAUCGGUCCCGCAACACGGGAGCCUCUCGUGGUCCGCAAGUGCAAGGAGGCCAGCAAAAAGUCAAGGAGGAGCCUCGUCCAAAGAAGCCAAAGCUGGGACUGUCCCAGCACAAUACACAGGCCUUCGAGAACAAGAUCAAUAGUUUUAGAGAAGCUGUCAUCGACAAUGCUCCCCGUACGCUGGCCGUCGGAAGUCAGCACGACGAUCGAGCUGAUAGUUGGACAGGUGAGACCUUCGACACGCGAAGUGAAGGAGGCAAGUCGGCUGCCUCUGGUGAGCCGAUAGUGGGUCGGAACACGGAUCCCGAGCGCUCCUUCAUGCGCUUCUCGGGGCAGCCGAAGCCCGAAGAUGUUCGUCCGCUGCAAGUACUCCGGGAGGCUCUCUCGAUGGCGAAAGACAAAUGGAAAAGCCAGAGAGAUUGGAGCCAUGUCGGCGAGAUGUUAAGAAGCAUCUCGCAGGACUUAAGAGUGCAGCAUUUGCAUAAUGGCUUCGCGGUUGAGGCCCACGAGUACUGGGCGCAGGUGGCUCUGGAGUCUGGUGAUUUCAGAGCCUUCAACACAGCAGCCCAAGAACUGGAGGCGUACUACGAGGAUCCCGAGCUAGAGAAAGGUGCCGCCAGGGUUAAGGACAUCUUGGCGUGGUACAUUCUGUACUUGGGCAUCGAGGGUGAAGGGGUGGCUACCAGCCGCUUCCUGCAGAAGCACUCGAAACGCCUUGGUGUCGGUGACGAGAACAUGGUACCAGUCGUCCAGCUGGCUAUGAGUCUUCGAAGAAACAUGGCGCAGCAGCGAUUCCUACAAGUUGUUCGAACACUUGGUGCGCAGCCGCCCGCAGCGAAAGGUGGAUCUGAGCUCAUCCCUACCAGUCUGAGGUUGGAGAUGCUUCGCAAAGCCAAGCUGGAGGCGCUCGUCUCGCUUUGCAAGGCCUUUGACAAAAUGCGGGACUUGCGUCGUUCUCGUCUCAAAAGCCUCGACUUGCUCUUAGAGGCUGAAGGUGGCAGUGAGCUGCCCGUUGUCUACCAGGAUCCUGACGCCGACUUGGUGGACACGCAUGCCACUUUUCAAGAGGCAAAAAAGCUUCUUGAGAAGCACGACAAGCGGCAAGUGUUGCCCACAGGAGGGGUGCGCAUUGUGCGCCGAUUAGGGCGGCCGUCCAAUGAUCACCUGACAAACUUCGUGCGCCAGAACAGUGGAGCCACUUGCUGGCAGGGCACCAGAUUGCGAUUAGCAGUCGUCUAUGUUCUCAGAAUCCUGGAGACCUGUCAAUAUGGCUGGCGUAAGGUGUUGGCCGCUCGAGAGUGGCGCACAUGGGGAGGACCAGGUGGCGACAUGGCCAGCGCCGGUCCUGCUUCGUUGUAUCCAGUCGUGAAGCCGGGGGACACAAUCUACCUCAGGGCCUACAACGGCAGGUUCCUGGGCAUCCGGGACUUCCAAGUGGGAGCCCAUUCUUCUGACAAGGCCUCCGCGCAAGCGUUCAAAGUCGAGAAACGCUCAGUAGGUGAUGUCUACCAUGGAGACAGGAUAUUCCUGACCAAUACGAACGGCCGCAAGCUGGAGGUGAACGGAGACGAGGUGAGCGCGAGAGGUGGCCACAUGGGCCCCAAGCAAGAGUUUGUUGUAGAGCAUUCCGGGGCGCUUCCUCGGCCAAUUGCUGUAGGCGACACCAUUUACCUACGAGCACAUACCGGGAAACACAUCGACGUGGUCGGACAUACUGUGCAGGCACGCUUCACGCGACAGGGAAUGGGCUACCAUGCCUUUGUCGUUGAGAAGCAGCCCAGAUAG
This is a messenger RNA of Symbiodinium natans, 3237 nucleotides long. Lineage: Eukaryota; Dinophyceae; Suessiales; Symbiodiniaceae. The record is from the annotation of a GenBank genome assembly.